GUUGCCUAGCAAGUUUUACAUCCACGGUGCAAAGUUUGGAGACGUGUUGCUCGGCUUCUGCGGACUGCGCUCUACACUACAAACUACAAAGCUACUAUUUAAAAACACAUUUUCCCCAGCGAGGUCCUAGUGGCAACACUGACGGUGCAAGAUGUCGGUCGCAGGACUUAGGAAGCAAUUUAACAAAGCGAGUCAGAUGGUGAGUGAGAAGGUUGGAGGUGCAGAGGGAACCAAACUGGAUGAAGACUUCAGGGACCUCGAGAGGAAAGCAGAUAUUACCAGCAAAGCAGUGAUGGAAGUCAUCAAUAAAACCUCAGAGUACCUCCAGCCCAACCCAGCAACGAGAGCUAAGCUUACCAUGCUCAACACUGUGUCCAAAAUCCGGGGGCAGGUCAAGAGUCCGGGCUACCCCCAGCCUGAGGGCCUCCUGGGCGAGUGCAUGACUAAGUAUGGACGAGAUAUGGGCGAGGACACUAAUUUUGGUGGCGCUCUAAUGGACUUCGGGGAGUCAAUGAAGAGGAUGGCCGAGGUCAAAGACUGUCUGGAUAUUGAUGUGAAGCAGAACUUUAUUGACCCGCUGCAGGCAGUCGCUGAGAAGGACAUCAGAGACAUUCAGCACCACCUGAAGAAGUUGGAGGGCCGCCGUCUCGACUAUGAUUAUAAAAAGAAACGUCAAGGUAAAAUCCAAAAUGAAGAGAUCAGGCAGGCCCUGGAGAAGUUCCACGAGUCCAAAGAGAUGGCUGAAAGCUCCAUGCACAACCUGCUGGAAACAGAUGUGGAGCAGGUGAGUCAGCUGUCUUCUUUUGUGGAGUCUCUGCUGCAGUACCACAGACAGGCCGCGCAGGUCCUCGAGGAUCUCUCUGACAAACUGAGAAAAAGGGUGACCGAAGCUCAAUCUCGUCCAAGGCGUGAAUACCAACCCAAACCCAGACCAUCCUAUGACUAUGGAGAUGUAGAACACUCUAAUGGAGGAUACUCACCAGCUGCAACAUCGCCUCCAGCCUACUCUGCUGCACCCCCAGUGCAAUAUCCAGGUCCAUCCUUCCAAAGAACCUCCAUCAAGAACAGACCGCCUGAGCCGUGCUGUAAAGCCCUGUACGACUUUGAGCCAGAGAACGACGGAGAGCUGGGCUUCCAGGAGGGUGAAAUCAUCACCUUGAUCAGUCGGAUCGAUGAGAACUGGUAUGAGGGAUCCAUUCGCGGCAGAUCAGGACACUUCCCUAAUAACUAUGUUGAAGUGAUGGUGCCUCUGCCACACUGAAAACAACAAGGCGAGAGGGGAGCGGUAGGCUGGAGAGUAUGUAAAGAGGGGUUGGUAGCCGAUUAUCAGCUCUCAGUAACCAAAACAUAUCUUUUCUUUAUUGCAAUUAAAGGGUAAACAUGUCAAGACAGGGACCUAGGAUGUAUUUGAGUAAAGAGCUUUCUUUAAAAUUCUGUCAGUUUAUGUCAAGAUAUUAAUGGACAGAUAGAUGUUCAGUCAGAAAAAUGAAGGCAUGAUGUUUGGGUGCACUUACAAUUUGCCAAGUUUUUACAUUCAUUCUCUAUGCACCUGUGCACUUUGUACACUACACCCCCACCACCGGAACUAAUGAAGAUAGAUCGAUAGAGAGUGACAUCUGUAAAAUGUGUCCAGCAGUAUCCGCUGACACUAAGAAGUGCAACUACUUUAUUCUUAAUAUUUUAUAUAUUCACAAGAUGACAUCUCUUCUUCUAUUUAUUGUUCAGAUUGGUACUACACACAUGCAUGUAAACGAACGCGUUCUUCCAAACGCUGGUUUCUACACUCCCAGUUUCACUCCUGUGCCUUCAGGCUUUAGUACUGUUGUCAUCGUGGACUAACUGGCGUCACCAUGGAGGACUGACUGCCUUCUGUAAAUGUUUGAUACUAUCCUCCACUGCCACCUGGUGGUCCUGGAGAUCAUUCAUGACUGUUGGUCUGAGUGGCUCUGUUGUAUGGCCUCUUUUAUCUCUUAGCUGAAUCCACAUCAGGUGGCUUGACAAGUGCUUCAUUGUGGGAUUUUUUCUUUCAAAUAAUUAUAGAACUUCAAUAAUAGCUGGAGCUUGUCAGUAAGUGACAUUGACUGACUGUUGUAUUAAAGGGACAGUUGACCUGAAAUCAAAAAUAGAUAAUUUUUCUCUUACCUGUAGUGUUAUUGAUCAGUCUCGAUUGUUUUGUUGUAAGUGUCAGAGUUUUGGAGAUAUUAGCCGUAGUGAUUGUCUCUCCAAUGUAAUGGAACUGGAUGGCGCUCAGCUUGUGGUGCUCAAAGCACCAAAAACACAUUUGGAAAAACUCAGCAGCAAUGUUUCUUUCCAGAGAUCACAACCCGUUAACUGAUGAAAAUCUGCAGACCGUGUUGUGAGCAGUUUUACAUAGUAACUAUGCUUUUAUACUGAAGUAAGUGCAUCUGCUCAUGGUUGAGAGGCUCGUGUAUGAGAUGUUCAUAUUAAUGGCAUCCUCUUUGGCUGAGCUGUAACGUUAAUUCAGUGGUGGUAGCUGAGCUAUCUGUAAAUUCAUGCUUUCUUCUGUGUAGUGAUUCUUUUGGUAGGAGUUUGGUAGAGAAAAUAGUUCCUACAUGAAACUGCUCACAACAAGGACUGUGGGUAACUGGGUCAUAAUUUAUUGAAAGAGACAUGCUUUUUUUGUACUUUGAACACCACAAGUCAAGUGUCAUCUAGUUCUGUUACAUUGGAGAAAAAGCACACAGCAGAUCUACAGCAGAUAUCGCCAACACUCAGCCACUCACACCAGAACAGAUCAUCUAGAUUGAUCAAUAGCACGUUCCCUUUAAAUUUUCAUUCAUUUUUACACCACCGGUGAUCAGAAUGCUCAGUUUUACAAACAGCCGUUUAAAAGCCAAAGAAAGUUGUUUUGUAGUUGAUUCUAAAGAGCUGCAGGGUGUCCGUAAAUAUGUUCAGUUUAUAACCUUUAUUACACUAAUUGUCCUACGUUGUCAAUUAUUUAAUUCACCUACAGCUCUUCCAAUGUUUCUCACUGCACUCCACUCUCUUCUCUUAGAAGAGAGGUUGCACAGGUUCCACGUUGGACACUGUUUGUCAAUAAAAGGAAACAUGUCGUGCAGCCUCAUACACACAAUGCUGCAAAAUGAAGUUAAAGUGUUUGAGAUGAUCAUAUGCAAGCAUCGUCUUUUCCAUUUUAUUUACUUCACAUUUUAUGAAGAAAAACAUUUUGGUUUGAUUAGAUUGCAACCUGAAGCUAUCCUCACCUCCACUCCAAAUAUGUUUCAACACUAUACUAAAGCCAUAAGCAUCCUUUUUUAUUUUCUCAGGCUGUGUUGAUACUGCUGGCAGUGUCGCUCACAAUGUUUUGUGGGCUUUUACCCAGUUGUUUGUCUAUUAAUGUUCAGUCUGUGA
Plectropomus leopardus (leopard coralgrouper) is the source of this 3372-nucleotide messenger RNA. RefSeq names its product endophilin-A2-like. Gene Ontology annotation, molecular function: protein binding. NCBI's taxonomy places the organism in Eukaryota, Metazoa, Chordata, Actinopteri, Perciformes, Serranidae. The record is from RefSeq and is a predicted model, not a curated record. Gene Ontology annotation, biological process: synaptic vesicle uncoating. Gene Ontology annotation, cellular component: cytoplasm; glutamatergic synapse; presynapse.